AUGCCGUCCCUGCACCACGGAGCCAUCUUCAUCGGCGCCUUCCUCAUCGUGACCGGCGGCUCCACCGCCUUCUUGGCCUCGUCGCAGAGUCGCCUGCAGCCGUUCUCCCUGUGCUGCGUGGUGCUAGGGGUGGUCAUGCUCAUCCUGGGGCUCUUCUGGGCCAUGAACAGCAAGAGCCCCUCCAACUACAACCAGCAGCACAGCCAUGCCCUCUUUGCGCACGACGGAAAUCGCUUCCCGGAGUCCCAGUCAGUAUACCAGCCAGGGACUCUGGAGUGCCAAAGGCAUGGCGCUCGCAGCGAGGAGUUCGACUAUCCCCCCAUGGACCCCGGCGGUUUCAGUCCGCCGCCUCAUCCUCCCCCCUGGCUGGGACCACCGCCUCCGUACGAGGUGGCCAUCAAAACCACGUGCAGCUCCACGCACCUGCGCCGCGCCUACUCCGACACGCACCUGGCCGCCGAGCCGCUGUUCGGACGCUCCAGAGAGAUCAGCUUUGAGGUUUAA
Molecule: messenger RNA, 504 nt
Organism: Phycodurus eques (leafy seadragon)
Lineage: Eukaryota; Metazoa; Chordata; Actinopteri; Syngnathiformes; Syngnathidae
Exons: 3
Coding region: 1-504 (167 amino acids)
Source: RefSeq, a predicted model, not a curated record